AUGAAUACAAACUCAAAUCAAGAAGGAUUAGAAAACCUCAGCCUUAAUGAAUUCCAUCAAUGGUGUGUUGAAAAUCCUGGUGUCGUCCCAGAUGCGGUACUUAAAUAUCGAGCAAAUCAAGAAGUUUUAUAUCUACAUUUUUUAGCCAGAUCAGGGUCUACUUAUGCAGCAGCCGUUGAUGCUAGAAAAUCUAACUUGACAAAAGCUCCCGUCCAGAGUAUCAUAGAAGCUUGGAGCAAUAAGACGGAAGAAAUUGAUGCUUUACCAAGACUUUCUGAAGCUGAGUUAUUACAAUUAAGAGAAAUCAUUGAAAGUCACAAUGAUUCAGUUGAAAUGAUUGAAAGAUUUAGAGCAGCUAGAACAGCCCUUGAUAAAGACAUAUUUUUAUUAAUGUUCUCAUAUGCCACAUUAGAUACUCCAUUUAAUAUUACUAUUAGGGUACGUGACAGAUAG
Messenger RNA from Lodderomyces pseudojiufengensis, 453 nucleotides. RefSeq lists its product as uncharacterized. Bases 1 to 453 code for a protein of 150 amino acids. The record is from RefSeq and is a predicted model, not a curated record. Lineage: Eukaryota; Fungi; Ascomycota; Pichiomycetes; Serinales; Debaryomycetaceae. The transcript has a single exon.